Molecule: messenger RNA, 3167 nt
Organism: Alosa sapidissima (American shad)
Lineage: Eukaryota; Metazoa; Chordata; Actinopteri; Clupeiformes; Clupeidae
Product: mucin-5AC-like
Exons: 17
Coding region: 311-2587 (758 amino acids)
Source: RefSeq, a predicted model, not a curated record
UUUUGUAUAUUGUCCUGUGUUUGUUAUGUGCUUUUGCUGUUCCCCAUGUGCUCUGUGUUUACCUGCCUGCUUACAUGGGACUGUCUCCGCCCCUUUCCUUAUUUGGUCUGCACUUCCUGUCUUAUUAGUUUUCCCUCCAUUUUCUACUCACACCUGUUUCCUAUUGUUGUUUUGUUGGUCUCGUCCAGUUAUCUGUCAAUCUGGUGGUCUGUGUAUUUAUAACUGCUUUGCUCCUGCUCUGUGAUUUGUUGGUUUGUUGCACUUGUUGGGUGCAGAGUACAAGAUUUGGUCAAGGGAAAGAGAACCAACAAUGAUUUCAUUUCCACUGUGGCUCUUCAUGGUGGCACUGAGUGGGCGUUUCACUGCAUUACACACUUUGCCCACCUCUACAGUGCCAGCCUCUACAGCCUCUACAGUGCCCGCCUCUACAGGUUGUUCUACGUCUACACAGGUGGUACAACAAGCAGCUGCCGAUAUAGUCUUCCUUCUGGAUGGAUCUAGGAGUGUGUCACCAGAUCAGUUCUUGAUCAUGAAAACGUUUGUGAAGAAUGUGACCAGGAGUCUCCUGCCGUAUAACACCUUAUUUGCCUUUGCACAGUACUCCAGUGAACUCACCAAACAUGUCAACUUUAAUCAGUAUAAUAAAAGAACAUUUGAAAGUCAGGUGAACAGUAUCGUCCAGAGUCGUGGAGGCACAUACACCGCAAGGGCUAUUAAGAAAGUUGUGCAAGAGAUGUUUGAUUCCUCUGUUGGAGCAAGAGCUGGUGCCAAGAGAUUCCUCAUUGUCAUCACAGAUGGGCUGACCUCUGAUUCUGCCAGCUACACCAGUGUUGCGGCACAGGCUGAUGCAAGCAACAUCACUAGAUACGCUAUUGGGGUUGGCGGUGCCUGGAGCAGCCAGUCAUCCCAAAAUGAGCUAAAAUCCAUUGCAUCUAAACCAGACUCGGAACACGUAUUUCCAGUGACCAACUUUGAGGGACUGACGCAUAUCAGGGAAUCACUGGAAAAGAAAAUCUUGACCAUACAAGGGCACCCCUGCUUUAAAGGGCCCUCCUCUACAGUGCCAGCCUCUACAGUGCCCUCCUCUACAGUCUCUACAGUGCCCUCCUCUACAGUGCCAGCCUUUACAGUGCCAGCCUCUGCAGUGCCCUCCUCUACAGCCUCUGCAGUGCCCUCCUCUGCAGCCUCUACAGCCUCUGCAGUGCCCUCCUCUACAGCCUCUGCAGUUCCCGCCUCUACGGCCUCUGCAGUGCCCUCCUCUGCAGCCUCUACGGCCUCUGCAGUGCCCGCCUCUGCAGUGCCCGCCUCUACAGCCUCUGCAGUGCCCGCCUCUACAGCCUCUGCAGUGCCGGCCUCUGCAGUGCCCUCCUCUACGGCCUCUGCAGUGCCCGCCUCUACGGCCUCUGCAGUGCCCGCCUCUACAUUCUCUACAGUGCCCGCCUCUACGGCCUCUGCAGUGCCCUCCUCUACGGCCUCUGCAGUGCCCUCCUCUGCGGCCUCUGCAGUGCCCGCCUCUACAGCCUCUGCAGUGCCCACCUCUACGGCCUCUGCAGUGCCCUCCUCUACGGCCUCUGCAGUGCCGGCCUCUACGGCCUCUGCAGUGCCCUCCUCUACGGCCUCUGCAGUGCCCACCUCUACGGCCUCUGCAGUGCCCGCCUCUACAGCCUCUGCAGUGCCCGCCUCUACAGCCUCUGCAGUGCCCGCCUCUGCAGUGCCCGCCUCUACAGGUUGUUCUACGUCUACACAGGUGGUACAAGGCAACCAAACUUGUUUACCCACCUCUUCAAAUCUGCUCACAACAACCCAAGUGCCUGCAGAUAUUGUCUUCCUUCUGGAUGGAUCUACGAGUGUGAAGGCAGACCAGUUCAUUCUCAUGAAGGAAUUUGUAAAGAAUGUGACCCGGAGUCUCCUGCCAUAUGACACCUUAUUUGCCUUUGCACAGUACUCUGACCAGAUGACCAUACAUGUGAACUUCAAUCAGUUCAAUAGAACAGGAUUUGAAAAGCAGGUGGACAGUAUGAUCCAGAGGCAAGGAGGCACAAACCCUGGAUACGGUGUUGGGAAAGUUGUGAAAUAUAUAUUUAAUUCUUUUGCUGGAGCAAGACCUGGUGCCAAAAGGAUCCUCAUUACCAUCAUAGAUGGGGAAAUCCAUAAUACUUCAGAAUAUCCCAGUGUCACAGCAGAGGCUGAUGGGCAAAAGAUUACUAGAUACGCUAUUGUGGUUGGCACUGCAUGGACCAGCCAGAUGGCACGAAACCAGCUCAAUGCCAUUGCAUCCAAACCAGAAUCAGACCAUGUCUUCAAAGUGGACAACUUUGAUGCACUCAACAACAUCAGCAAGGCACUGGAAAAUAAACUCUUGAACAUACAAGAUCUUCAUCCAGGUAUGGAUACUGCAUCAGCAGCAGUGCCCCUUGUGGCAGGGCUUGGUGUUGCACUGCUUUUGCUGUGUGUGAUUGGAGCCACAGUAGCUAUAGUCGUGUGGUGCAGAAGACGUGCAGGUAAACCAGAUAAACAAACAACAACAACACACCAAGAAACAGAUCAGGAACAAACAGCAUCAGACACUAAGUCAUCAUCAAGAUGACUUAAGAUACAAAACGACAUCAUUUGUAAGAGACCAGAACAGUGUGUGUGUGUGUGUGUGUGUGUGUGUACCUAUGGAUGCACAUACCAUAUGGAUUCCUGGCUCACAUGAACCUUGGUGGGCAUGUAACUCCACUAGACUUUUACUCCAAAUAAAAAUUUCAUGGCUUCCUGGUCUGGUAUCGUCAAAUCAGUUCAGUCUUGCAGCACUGUGCAGAUCUGGCUGAAUCUUCCAAUUAGAGCGCGAUUUAUGCCUGAACCGGCCCGUGUCCGACAGCGUUGCGUCCGAACCAGACAGUGGCAGCGGAAGCUGCUGUCUUACUACUUCUGGCUCUCUCUCGCUCCCUCUCGCUCUCACACCCUUGCUCUCCUUGCUUUUGGGUUUGGUCUGUAUUUUACUUUAUGUUUGAUGAAUUGUUUUAUCUGGUGUAUUUGACAUUCUAACUUGUUAACUUGUCAAGUUUAAGUAUGUUAUUUGGUUAAGCUUACUUUGUUCUUUUGUUAUAUAUUUACCUGAGUUUUAUUUUACAUUCAAUUUAAGUGAUAUUGGUCACAUUUACCUUUUAUGAUUUACUGGUAAA